Messenger RNA from Culex pipiens pallens (northern house mosquito), 2077 nucleotides. RefSeq lists its product as uncharacterized. Gene Ontology annotation, cellular component: nucleus. The transcript has 3 exons. The record is from RefSeq and is a predicted model, not a curated record. Bases 147 to 1856 code for a protein of 569 amino acids. NCBI's taxonomy places the organism in Eukaryota, Metazoa, Arthropoda, Insecta, Diptera, Culicidae.
AACAGCAACUAUUAGUUCAUCGGAUGUUGGAAGGCGAUAACGUUGUUCGCAGCUUGAAUCUUACAGUUUACUUGUAAGUACGUGUUCAGUGAAUCGAUUUUUUCUUUGUUCGAGUGCAGUUGGUGCAUUUUCUGGGACUAAGUAAAAUGGGUGUCACAGGUUUAGAUUUUUACAUGCGCAAAAAAGUAUCUAACGGAUGCACUUUAGUGGAUAUAAGAAAUGAAAUCAGAAAAUUCAAAUCUACCGCUUCAACAACAACGCUCGUGUUCGAUUUCCAGUCACUGUAUGAAUCAUCUUGCAGCCCGGAUUUGAGUGGCGUUUUGUGUGGUGGCCGCUACGAGCUUGUGUUCCACCUUGUAGAGCGAUUUUUGCAGCAACUUCAACAACUCGGAGUAAAGCUGGUGUUUUUCAACGAUGGAGUAUUUAAGAAAUCAAAAAAAUUUGCAGUUUGGACAGCUCGUCACAAUGCAGCUUACGAACGAGAGUUGCAGAUCAUAGACUCCGUAGACAACGGUGACGACCUGCGCACCUUGGUAGGCAAGUAUCGUCGGAGUAUCCCUGUCAAUACACAGUACCCAUUGAAGAGUCUGGCAAAACGGUACGGCGAAUUUCGUCUGUCAGUGACAGGCGAAACCAAGAAGGAAAUGGUUGCGUACGCAAAUUCCGUCAACGCUCUGGCCAUUAUUUCCAACAAUUCGGAUAUGAUGAUUUUUCGUGGGAAUUGGCGCUUUUGGUCGUCCAAAGAUCUAAGCUUUGAGAAGUUGACCACUCGAGAGUUUAGUCGCUCGGCGCUGCGUACUCAUCUGGGACUAGACGAGAAACAGUUGGCGCUGUUUGCCACGCUGGCCAGUAAUAAUGGGUUCAUCCGGAGUGAAGAACUGGCAUCGUUUAGACAACGCCAUCUUAUAAAUCAGUAUGAGUUUCAAGAACUGGCAGAAUUUGUGCGUAAACCGCAUACAGAUUUAAAGGUUGAGGUUGAGAUUUUCGGCACUUCAGCAAACGUAGAUGCCAUUAGAAAAGGCUUCCAGGAGAGUUUGGAUUACUACGGAGCGGAUUUCAUUGAACAGGAGCCAUCAUCUUCAGAAGAUCCAAUGUUGAAUUUCCUAAAAGAGCGUGAAAAAGCAUUUCUGUACAAAUUGUGGACAGGCGUGAUUUCUCAUUACGCGUUGACCUUAAUUGAUUUACGAGACGAUGGAUUUGGGGCGGAAUAUCCCACUCUUUCUUUGAAAAUUAUUCUGCGUGAAGCAGCCAUUGCAGUUUACCACUGCCGAGACCGUUCGAGCCGGAUAUUUAUUACCAAAACUUCCCACACAAAUGGUUACGCUGAGCAAACCUGCGCGUUGGAGUUUCCACAACACAUUGAACCACCCACUCUUCAGGAAUUGCUUUCAACAGAUCCUGCAACUCACGCCAAAUUAGCCGACACAAAGCUCAAAUUGUACUGUUGGAUCAUCUCGGACAACUUGGACCAUCGUCAACUAGAUGCGAUUCCACCAAAGAUGAUGCCCACAGUGGCUACACUCUACUUUUUGGUCGAGCAUCAGGUUGUGGAGCUCUUUGAAGCGGAUCUCCUGCUCUAUGUUGCUUACGAGGUCGUAUUAAAAAAGUAUGACAUGAUCAACAUUCGAUACCCGAAAAAACUGGACGGUCGCGCGUUCCGCGUGGCCUUUUUGUACAAUGCGGUCAGCCAGCAUGUGCUUAAGUCGCUGAACGUUGUCGGCUUGGACUGUCUGGGGUACCCGGAGUAUCCGCAGUUUGACGGCGUGAGGUUUCACAAUCUGUAUCGAGACUGGUCACGUGGUAAUCGCAAUCUAGAGCAGAUUCAGUCGUGGAGAAUUUAUGCUAAUAUAUUUUAGUAAACGGCAUAAUCAUUUGGUCCAUUACUUUUUAAUGACUGAUAUUAUGCGCGCUGCAUCAAACCAAAGUGCGCAUCACUUCUGUUGCGCCGAUCAAAAAUGUAGUGGUUUGUCGUUUGCGUUUACAUCUCAGCCUGUGGCGCAACAGCUUUGACAUGCUGUGUUCGUAUUUUGAUUUUUGUCUGUUUCACAAGAGUAAAGAUUCUUUGCACGUAUUUAAA